Trematosphaeria pertusa is the source of this 958-nucleotide messenger RNA. RefSeq lists its product as uncharacterized. Gene Ontology annotation, biological process: tRNA modification. Bases 91 to 933 code for a protein of 280 amino acids. NCBI's taxonomy places the organism in Eukaryota, Fungi, Ascomycota, Dothideomycetes, Pleosporales, Trematosphaeriaceae. The record is from RefSeq and is a predicted model, not a curated record. Gene Ontology annotation, molecular function: magnesium ion binding; tRNA guanylyltransferase activity. The transcript has a single exon.
UUGAACACAGCGUCAAGGCUUGAAUAUCCACCCGGUGAGCAAUACCUACUGAGACAUUACCGACCGGAAGCCAUCCCACCGUCGCCCACAAUGUCGGAUGCUGCGCCGCCACACCCACGUGCCGGGUCCGCGGACGAUCAAAAAGGAUCGCUUUCCCUGGCCGACCGCAUGAAGCAAUACGAAGCUACUUUCGACUUCACUCUUCCUCUCUCCUCUCCGGUCAUACUCCGCCUAGAUGGCCACACCUUCUCGCGCUUUACAGCGCAUUUCUGCCGCCCGUUCGACCAGCGCAUCCACGAUGCAAUGGUAUCAACAUGCUCCGAUCUCCUCAAAUACUUCCCUCAAGCAACAGUGGCAUAUACGCAGUCCGAUGAGAUAACGCUGGUCUUCCCGGCCGGCGUCCAGACCUUCAACGAGAGGGUGCAGAAGCUGAGUAGCUUGGCGGCAAGUUACUGCUCGGUGAGGUUCAACGCGCAUCUCGCCGCAUUCCUGGCUGCGAACCCGGAACCCAAGGUCAAGGUCUCCGCAUACGAUAAAUUAGGCACUGCGCACUUCGAUGCGCGCUUUUUCGCCGUCCCGUCGGUCGAGGAAGCGCUGAAUUGCCUGCUCUGGAGAUGCCGCGGCGAUGCCGUGAGGAAUUCCGUCAACGCGUUCGCGAGGACGCUGUAUUCGGAUAAGCAACUGCAUAAGAAGACAACGAAAGAGGUGCUGCGGAUGAUGGAAGAAGACAAAGGUGUGAAAUUUGAGGAAGCGGUGCCGAAGUGGGCGGUCGAGGGGAGCCUGAUGAAGAGGGAGCAGUAUGAGCACACAGGGACGAAUUUGAAGACAGGGCAAGAGGAAGUUGCGCUCCGGACGAGGACGAGGGUUGAGGAUCGCGGCGUGAGGGAGUUCUCGGCGGAGAACCUGAAGUUGGUGACCGAGAAGUAUUGGUGAGGUUGAAGAGAUGGUUUUCGUGCGG